AUGCUCCUGCGAUCUCACCUUACCCGCAGGCUGAAACAUAUGUCUUCCAGGAUCAAGGGUUGUCUGUUGAACACCAGAGAGACAGAUGAGAUACAUGAGACAGCUGAUGCAGACAAGGGAAAUGUGGCAACUACGGUCUCUGAAGGCCCGCAGGCUCCUUUAGCGGUGAGUUCGAUUCGUGAAGAGUCAGCUGCAACUUCCAUAACCGAACCAUCACCACGUCUGGCAAUCUUUACACUUCCACUCGAGAUCUUUCAUAUUGUUGGAGACUAUCUUCCCUUGGGUGCGCAGGUGGCUCUCAUGCUCACUUGUCGGGAGUUUCUUCGCAUAUACGGUCUUGAGAAGUGGGAUCAGAUCCGUCGCUUCCAUUAUUUGCGCCUGCACCUCUUCCAUUUUCUUGAACGAAAGCCUGGGUAUUAUGUCCUCAACAAGCCUUUUGGCUACGCAAUCACCCGCAAGCACUUAGCUUUGUACUUCGACAAGGAAGCAGGCUAUAGCGAAGGCCACAGUAUCUCACUCAACAACUUAUCUCAUUCCUCUACGAUUACAGCACCACAACUCGACUGGGUCCAAAGCGAGCUACGGCGCACGAAUCUGCGACUUCCAAGUCGCACGCCACACGACACCAUUAUUGACUUGGAAGUCGUGCCACGCCGACUCCCAUCGAGGUUACUGAUCCGAUCUCGUACACGAUCCCAGCACGACCCAUCAGAACCAAAUUGUCUUGAUGACUUGCAGAACCUCGGAGAUGGCGGUCAAGGCGUUUGCCUUAUGAUCGGUGCCGCCAGUCAUCCAGAAAACAUCGUGUGGACAGCUCUCGCAGGUGGCGAAACCAAGCAUGACGUCCGAGUUCUCAACUACCCUAGUGGGUGCAUCAGAGCUGCAUUUAAUGGUCCAGACCUGGAGGUAAUUAAGGCGAAUAUGUAG
Macroventuria anomochaeta is the source of this 927-nucleotide messenger RNA. RefSeq lists its product as uncharacterized. Bases 1 to 927 code for a protein of 308 amino acids. Lineage: Eukaryota; Fungi; Ascomycota; Dothideomycetes; Pleosporales; Didymellaceae. The record is from RefSeq and is a predicted model, not a curated record. The transcript has 2 exons.